Molecule: messenger RNA, 1490 nt
Organism: Rhodamnia argentea
Lineage: Eukaryota; Viridiplantae; Streptophyta; Magnoliopsida; Myrtales; Myrtaceae
Product: pectinesterase QRT1
Exons: 5
Coding region: 131-1225 (364 amino acids)
Biological process (GO): cell wall modification
Molecular function (GO): pectinesterase activity
Source: RefSeq, a predicted model, not a curated record
GAAAAAGGGAAAAGAAAUUUUCAGAAACCCACAGCUGAAUGAGGAUGUUUAAAGUCUGUUGCUUUGGUGGGUUUCGAGACAAGAACUGAAUCUUGAGACGGAAGUUGCAGUAAUUCACCAAGUGAAGACGAUGGAUCUCACAUCAGCUCUCUUGGGUGCCGUCAUGGUUCUGAGUGUUGUGAGUGAGGUUGAAGUGACGUGCGUCAUGGCAGAGAAGGAUUACAUCAGUUGGGAUGACGUGAGAGUGAAUCAGAAUGAGUACAAAAACAUGAUCCGAGAGGAGUUGUACUCGAGAAGAAAUGAUCAGUCUAAUCGAAGCGGAGUGAUCUUCGUCGACAAGAACGGCCGCGGCGAUUCCAUCACAGUUCAAGGUGCGGUCGACAUGGUUCCGGAGAACAACUCGCGGAGAGUGAAAAUUCUCAUUCUUCCAGGAACUUACAGAGAGAAGGUUCAUGUGCCAAGUUCCAAGCCAUACAUUUCCUUCAUUGGAGAUGAAGACCAGAACUCAAAAACCAUAAUCACCUGGCACGACAAGGCUUCUGACAAAAACGCAGAUGGCAGCGAACUGGGAACCUACAGAUCAGCCUCCGUGACUGUAGAAUCUGAUUUCUUCUGUGCAAAUGGAAUCACCUUCGAGAAUACAGUGGUUGCAGUCCCAGGGGGUUAUGGAAUGCAAGCGGUGGCCCUUAGAGUCUCCGGAGAUAAAGCCAUGUUCUACAGGGUCAGAGUGCUGGGGACACAGGACACACUCCUAGAUGACACCGGCUCUCAUUACUUCUACCAGUGUUUCAUCCAGGGAAGUGUGGACUUCAUCUUUGGCAAAUCAACCUCACUCUACGAGGAGUGUGUCCUUCACUCGACGGCAAAGAAUUUCAGGGCGAUCGCGGCUCAUCACAGGGAUUCACCGAGCGAUGAUUCGGGGUUUUCUUUUGUCAAUUGUGUCAUCAACGGAACUGGCAACAUCUACUUGGGGAGAGCAUGGGGAGAAUAUUCGCGAGCAGUGUACUCCCACUGUUACAUCGAUAACAUCAUAACUCCUCCGGGAUGGAGCGACUGGAACCACCCUUCCAGGCAAAAGACCGCGGUGUUCGGGGAGUACCAAUGCAGAGGCAGAGGAGCUGACAAAAGGGGGCGAGUACUGUGGUCGAAGACGUUCAGUCACGAGGAAGCGACACAAUUCCUGGAUAAGAAAUUUAUUCAAGGAGAGCGAUGGCUUAGGCUCUGAAAUUCUCCAGGGCCUUCUUUCGAGUGUGUAUCCUCGAGCAAACAAGGGCGAUUUUGAGGAGUUCCUUCUCUCUUCCAUAUCAUGUUUACAUGACUAGGUUAAUGCUGAUGUAAAGGUAAGUGGGCGUGUGUUUCCGGUGGCCCGAGUGGUCACCGACCAUAAUACAUAUAUACAGUGUUGUAGCCAAGAUACCCCAAGUAAUUAUUGCUCAAGCAAAAAGGGAAUAUCAGCAAUGUAAGAUGUGAUAAAUUGUUCCUUCUCUCUU